Messenger RNA from Trachymyrmex septentrionalis, 3458 nucleotides. RefSeq names its product HEAT repeat-containing protein 6. The record is from RefSeq and is a predicted model, not a curated record. The coding region runs from base 178 to 3423 and encodes 1081 amino acids. The transcript is spliced from 11 exons. Lineage: Eukaryota; Metazoa; Arthropoda; Insecta; Hymenoptera; Formicidae.
UCCGCGCUUAUAUCAUGGGUGCUCUCAGGUUUUAUUUCUACACGGAGUAAAUACAUCGUUUUUUAUAAUUUAUUAAAAAUCGUGCAAUGUCACGUAGUAAUAUACAAAUUACAAGAUAGUUGUUGAAGUUAUUUAUGCUGUCUUAGAUAACAAAAUUAUAUAAUGUAAACGGUGAUCAUGGCCUCGUUACUUGUAAAUCGUGCAGUUAGUGAUACUACUACACAGUUUUGUUCGUUAAUCGAAAGACUACUUUCGUUAACUAGUACGAAACUCAGCAACAAGAAACAAAUUAAUGCGUGUUUAAAUGAUCUCAACGAACUAGAUUACAGAUGCCUCAAUAUUGUAAAUAAUGAUGCAAUAUUAUUAUUGGUGAAUCAACUUUGUGCAGCAGUUCUACCUACAGAAACAUCUUUAGUUCAAAAUGUUUGCAAAUUUCUAUAUAAUUUAACUCAGAGCAACAUCAAGCUUCAUGGUCGAACAUUUGUAACUUGCAAACGAUGGAUUUUAGAAGCGUUGGAGUUUGCUGACCCACUGGCACAAGUUGAUGUAUUAAUCGCUAUAAAAAGCUUUUUACAUUUUGGUUAUUUUGAUGACAUCAAUCAUCAUGUACGUCUGUUACUUAAGGAUAAGGGUUUGUUAAUGAAGCAUUUAAAUCCAUUAUGUAAUCCAUGGUCUGAAAUUAAUUUCCAUGCACUUGGAUGUUUAGAAGAAAUUGUAACAAACAAAAGCAACAAUCAUUGCUUAUCAGAUGAAUUUACAUAUUUGAUAAAAAAUAUAAUUUUUAAAAUUUUAUCACUUCUACCAUAUCAUAAUGAUGAUAAGCUUUGCUACAGCAAGAUCAUAAAUUUAUGCUUGCACAUUUUACAUUGUAUGAUCAUUGAAAAAUUGAUCCUUAAAUCUCCUGAUCUUAUUGGAGAAAUAUUAGGAGUGGUGCAAGCGUUCCUAUUUUAUGGUAUCAAAGGUUAUUCAGUCACAAGCCCACAAUUACUUCGUCCAGCUGCCAUGAAUCUCCCAGAACGUGUUCACAUAGUUCCCAAAUGCAAGAAUCUUAAAAAUCACAAAGCAAGAUCUAGGAAAACACUAGCUAAGAAAAAUACGUCCGAUUCAGGAAAUAAUGCCAUUCCAGAACACACAGGAAUUUCCAAAUAUUCCAGUGAUUCAGAUACUUCAGAUACAGAGAUUAAUAAUUCUAUCCACAUCGAUUCCAAAGUAAGAUUGGGAGCUGUACGUUUAUUGCAGAUUCUAGUAGAAAUCACUCGGAGUAAAGAGAUUUUCGGAUACUGGCCGCAAAUCGUAGCUACCGGUUCACGAAACGACGCAAGAGUAUUGACAAGAAGCAUUCUAGUUGAACCUGUGUCUAAAGUGCGACAGAAUGUAUUGUGUGCAUUAACUGAAUUAUUGAUAGAUGCUAAACCAUUUUUAAUACACGCCGAGGAUACCAAUCAUACCUCUUUCAUCACAUUCUUUGGCACAGUAUGUUUAAUGGUCAAGGAACUACAUUUUACAUUAUCAUUAAUUUUGCUGGCUGAAAAAAAUGUAGCUGUGUUAACGCACGCGUUAAAAUGCACAGCAGCUCUUGUACAGGGCACACCAUACGAACGACUGAAACCAGGUUUGGCUACCAAAUUAGUUAGAAAUUGUAAGCCGCAUAUAUUUCACAAAGAUCCGACUGUACGAGUUGCGGCACUAUCUAUUUUUGAAGCAUUUGUCUCAAGUGAACCUAUAACGCAGGAAAUAUUAAACAUAUUAGCUAAGCAAACUGUAGGUGAAAUAGGAUCAGAAAGUUCGCAGUUUGAUACUAGUUCCAUCAGUGACAUUGGAACAGAAGAAGAGGAAAUAGAUGUCGAGGAUAUCGAAAAUUCAACAAAUAGUUGUAAUGAAAUCACAUCAAUAUCAAAAGAUGAAAAUGCUUGUUUGCUGGUUCGCGUUUGUUUACAAAAUAUAUCUAAUAAGUCAGUUAAUACACCUGUACGACUUCAAUCUUUAAAACUUAUGGGCAGACUGGUAUUUAAUACAGGAAAUCUUAUAUUUCCUCAUUUGGAGAAUGUGACUACAGCUUUAAUUUCGGUUAUGGAGGAAACAGAAAACCAAGUAAUAUUACACGCAUGUCGAGUUUUAGAGAUUAUGUCCGGUUGCCUCGCAAAUACUGAAACUUAUAGCAAUGGUAUAUUAUUUUGGAAUAUUAUAUUUGAAUCUAUAAUAUCACUUGCCCAAACAUCACGGACUAUAUUGCGAGAAGCUGCUUGCGAUUGUCUAGGUAGCAUCAGUGGAAAUGUAUUCACACAAUUAUCGAGACAAAGAGUCAUAUUAAUAAUUACAAUUCUAUUUGGAGCAGUUCGUGAUGAAGAAAGUGCUGUAAGAGCAGCUGGCUUACGUGCAUUAGGAAUGUUGGUAACUUUACCGUCUUUGGAACACGCUACCGGCUUUCUCAUGGAUCUGGCUGAUACAGUUUGUUUAGCUUUUGAGGACAAAAAUCUUGGUGUUCGUGUAAAAAGUGCUUGGGCAUUAGCGAAUUUGUGUGACUGUCUUUCCAGGCAAAAGUUUGUUUUUCAGACUUUCUUCUUUCAUUAUCUUCUUUGUGCGCGACAUAUUUUCUCUAUUUAUAUAAAAAUAUAUCUUUUAUCCAGACAGCAUGAAGAUGUGGAACCAUUUCCUUUAGAAGAUUUAUUACCCAAAUUGUAUCAUAUAAGCGUUAAAGCUACAAAAGAUAAUGAUAAAGUGAAGUGUAACGCUGUCAGAGCAAUUGGAACUAUUUUAUAUUUAUGUCCACAAAAAUACAUACUUUCCGACACGACAAUAGGGUUGGACGCACUUAUCAAAUGUGCCGUUUUAGGAAAUGAUAUGAAAGUACGAUGGAACGCUUGCCGAGCUUUAGGAUUGGUUUUGAGCCACGAUCCAGACACGAUAUUGCCAUCUUCUUGGAAAGAUCAAGUAUUUCCAGCGCUUUCGACUUUGAUAUGCGAUAGUCCUAAUUUUAAAGUACGAACUAAUGCCGCAUGGGCACUGUCUUCAUGUAAUAACUACGGUAAAUAUACUGUAAUGUUGUGGAAAAAUAUUGUAUUAGCAUUUGAAAAUGCUCAACAUGUACCAAGCUAUGUUGAAUAUCCACAUCGAGAUGCACUCAUUCAACAAUUGUGCCUUACUCUUAGUUGCGUGGCUGCCCAUACAGAAAAAUCCGAAUUACAGAGUCUUUGGAUAGAGAUUGGCGACCAUUUAGAAGAAAUUUCCAAUUUUAUGAAACAAUUUCAGGAGACUGUUUUACCCGAAAAGCUAGGAGAUUUAAUUAAAGCAAAAGUCCAAUUAGCACAACAUGUGAAAAAUGCACAUUCUGUUGAAGAACGACAAAUCGCUCAAUCUUUAGCAAAUAUAUUCGAGAAGACUAAUCGCUAUGACAAUCUAGAUGCCAUUACUUCUACGAUAUAGAAUUAUAUAUACAAUUAAAAUGAUGAAAAAAAAAU